This is a messenger RNA of Epithele typhae, 2895 nucleotides long. RefSeq lists its product as uncharacterized. Gene Ontology annotation, molecular function: RNA binding. Gene Ontology annotation, biological process: positive regulation of translation. NCBI's taxonomy places the organism in Eukaryota, Fungi, Basidiomycota, Agaricomycetes, Polyporales, Epitheliaceae. The transcript has 9 exons. Gene Ontology annotation, cellular component: cytosol; cytoplasmic stress granule. Bases 1 to 2895 code for a protein of 964 amino acids. The record is from RefSeq and is a predicted model, not a curated record.
AUGGUGUCUCCGGCGCCGACCACUGCCGCCAACCCUCCCCCUCCUCUGUCCUACGCCGAACGCGCGAAGAAAGCCCAGAAUGCAAAAACUACGUCUUUAGUAACCCACCUCGCUCCUUCGACCUCAGGCACGCGUUCUGCUCCUCCCAUUUCGCGUCCUUCUGCCCUCAAACCUCCCCCGCAUGCUGCUGCUUCUACCCCCAGCUCCCGAAUACCGCCAUCAGCAUCUCCCUCGGCAUAUGCAGAAGCUCCUCGCGUUAAGACACCUCCCUCCCUGGACAGCUUUCCCGAACCGAAGCUGAAUGGUGACUCUCUUCGGACUACCAGUGACUCUUCGCCCUUGGGUCUGCCGCCUACUGCGCCUCCGAAGAACGUCUGGGAGAUGCGCAUGGCGCCUGCUUCUAGUACUCCAGCUCCAGCCCCCGCACCGGCACCGGCCGCCCCACACACUACUCAAGAGGCCGUAUUGCAGCAAUCAAGUAGCUCCACUUUGUUAGAAAAAACAGCGACGCCGUCGCCACCUAUCACCCAUCCUCCCGCCAACGGACAUCUCGCAUCCUCUCCAGACGAUGACGAUCCCCUCAACUGCACGCCUCCCAUCAUCGACGAUGCUCCACCUGUGGCGGAGUCGGGGAAGAACAAGGACCAUGAGGAGGUGGACAGGAGUCACGAGAGAGAGUCGUCGCAGGGGCAAGGGACGAGGAAAGGUAUACGAUGUCAACGGCCUCGGUUGGGGCCGAACAGGAGCUUACGGUCAUCUGGGCACAACUCACCAGCGACGUAUGCUCAACCCCAUCCUCUCCCUCCCCAAGAGUUCAUCCCCUCUCGGCCAUACCUCGCCACCCACCCCCCUGAUGGUGGGGAACCCGAGGGCCUCAUCCAGCUGCCAGACCCCAACAACUUCAUCGUUCAGCCGUCAUACUUCCCUCCUCCUCCUCCCUUCGGUGUGUCGCCUUACCAUUCUCCGCAUCCAUCUGGAUCACCCGCCAAUGCACCGUACACCCUCCCACCCUUGUCAUAUCCCGGCCAGCCAGGAAUGCCGCCCCCUGUGCCAAUGUCUGGGUAUGGCACCCCUCCUUAUCCCAUGUACCCUCCAACAUACGGCUAUUCUUACGGACAACCGUACAUGUACUGGCCCCCUCCGGGGGCUCCUCCGUCGCACCCACACCCCAGUGCAUUCCCUGGCGACGGCUUGCCACCGCCCACGAUGAUCGCACGACCGCCACCCCCAAGUGAGUCCGAUGCCGUCGCCGGGUACCGUGAUAUAUGCGAGGAGCGAGGGCCAAGGACAAGGGAGCUUAGCUUUGGGAGUAUUGGACUGGAGGGAUCAAGCACACCCGCAUCGCAGGGGUUGAGCGUUGUUCCGGAAGGUGCUGCGUUGGGUUUGGAUGUGGGGAGCUCUUCGGCGCAGAACUCGGCAGCACUUCCGGCAGGACCAGCUGAGAAGAACGCGACGAAGGACGAUGAUGACACCAAAUCGUUCACCGUCUUCUCAAUCGGUGUCGCACCAGGCGAGCCAACCCCUUCGAGGAUACGUUCGAGGACAAGGACAUCGUCAAAGGGCCCCGCUGUGUCCAUGGGAAAUCAACCCCAUCCGACUGAAACCUCAACCGAGAGCGUGGUUGCAACCGAGGUGGUGGACAUGACCAAUUCGGACUCGAAGUGGGAGUUUGGGACAACGAAGGACGAGAGUGCGGAAGAUGGUGCGUCUGCCAUUCCGCCACCCAGCGACCCCGCAAAUACAGAAGCUCCCAACACCGGACCGCCUAUCCCCCCGUUGAGUUCCACGUUUAUUCCUGGUGGGCAAGCAUACCCCGGCAUGCCCCCUUACGUGCCCCCGGUAUUCAUUCCUGGCGCCCCGCUCAACGGUCUGCCUCCGCCAGUCCCAUCCCCGUCAGCAUAUGCGCCUCGUCAUCCUCCCCUCAGUGCUGAAGACGAAUGGGCUGUUCGCGACUACGGGUACGGUUUCGGACGCGGUGGAUCCCAACCCUCGUACUCACAACAUCCCCCACCACCCCGCGAGGAUCGAUCGUACAGGCGCGAAUUCCAACCGGGAGACCGUGAUCAACACUUCGGUCGACUGCGACGAGGAUCGUACGGCCAAGGCGGAUACGGUUACGAGCGAGGCGGUGAGCGAGGCUCCUUCGGAGGACGUCGCGGUCGCGGACUGGGUGCAGGCUAUGGUGGUCGUGGGUACUCCGGGCGUGGGUACGGUCGUGGAGGCUACGCUCAACGGCAACAGCAACAGCAGCAACAACAACAAGCAUUUGUACCCCCACCUCAGCCAGACGUCGACGUCAAUGGGUAUUACGCUCCACCCGUUCCGACUUUGGCCACGUACAUCCCGCAGGCCUUCGAAGGGUACCCAUAUGCGCCUUAUCCGCCACCGCCACCGCAGGCGCAGAUGGCGAGCACAGGGCCUAACGGGCAGCCCCUCACUAUGCCCAUGCCUCAGACGAACGUGGGCUUCCCCCUGGAUUCCACGCGGUACUACCUCCUCGGUCAGCUGGAGUACUACCUCAGCGCGCAGAACAUGGCACAGGACUUCUUCCUCCGUCAACAGAUGGACUCACGCGGGUGGAUCCCGAUUGACCUUAUCGCACAAUUCAACCGCGUGCUCACGUUGACCAGAGAGACGCAUAUCGUCGUCGAGGUUCUCUCGCUCUCAUCCCUCGUCGAAGUCCGUGGUAUGCACGUUCGCCCCCACCAAUGGCAGCAGUUCGUGCUUCCAGCUGCUGCGGUGAGCACCAUCGAGGGCGUGGACGGGCAAUCCCUCGAUCCUGCCGAUCCUGCGCCGAUCGGUUAUGGGCACCCCGUUCCAUCGGAGGCCGCAGAACAUCCUCAACCACCCGAGGAAGACGAUGAAGAAGAUGUACAGUUCAUUUUGUCGUCCUAG